CUCCCCCCAAGUCUGGUCUUACUCGCUUCACCUUCGUCAUCUCCAUCAUCAUCAUCCUCGCCCGACCCACCUUCUUAUACUUCUAUCCUUCUAUCCUUCUAUCCUUCUAUCCAUCCAUCCAUCAACAACUACAAACUCUUCCGCCCUUCUUCCACCAAACCAUCUCAAUCUCCUUUCUUCAGACCUCUUCUGUUCAAAGGAUCCAAAUUUCCUUUCUUCAGACUACUUCUGUUUAAAGGAUCCAAAUUUCAUCUCUCUACUACCCCAAGGCUUCGACCCGGAUUUCCAAAACAAACAACUCCUCCACCCGGACAACCAGUUGGUUUCCUUGCAUUACCACAGGAUCUUUUUUCUUUGGGCCAUGCAGAAUGUCGGUCCUCAAUACAGGCCACUCAGGAUGUCGACCCGAUUCAACAGUUCCCAACCGACAAUAGCUGCCCUCGAGGAGAAUGCGCCCCAUGGAGACUCAUCUUGUUUCUCGGAUUUCUUCCCGUCCCAGAAGGCCACCGACUGCUCUCCGCAGCCGGUAAAGUGUCCCGUUGUCCCCUUCCACGCGGCUCCCCUCCCUACUCCGUCCCAGUCGCCCCAGUCGCCCUAUGGAUACAACGCGCCGCUCGCGCCCGUCGCGGACAACAUGCGCUACUUCCAGCAGCCCGAAGUCCACCAGCAGGCUCAACACUUCCAGCACUUCCCGCCGACACCCCCAGACACCCCUCCCCCGCCGUCCACCUUCGACCAGGCCCAGUUCUUCGACCCAAGCCAGCGAUUGCAGUUCCUCCGCACCCUCGGAUCAGGAGCCUAUGGAGUAGUCCACUUGGCCAAGGAUGUCCGCACAAGAAUCCAGUAUGCCGUAAAGGUCCUGAACAAGUUCAAUGCCAAUGGUCUCCCCCUGGAUGCGCGACAGCAGCACUUCCAGCAGACCGAGAUGCAGCUGCACUACGAGGUCUCGGCACACCCCAACAUCGUCUCGCUCCUCAGGAUCCUCGAUGUGGCCGACUGCACUUACGUUGUUAUGGAGUAUUGCCCUGAGGGAGAUCUCUUCUUGAACAUUACAGAGCGCGGCCGCUAUGUGGGUAAUGACCUUGCGGCCAAGACCGUGUUCCUGCAGAUCCUGGAUGCCGUUGCCCACUGCCAUCGCCUGGGAGUCUACCACCGGGACUUGAAGCCGGAGAAUAUCCUCGUCUCCGACGGGGGUAGCCAGGUCAAACUGGCCGACUUUGGAUUGGCCACUGCGGACAGCUUCUCCUCGGAUUUCGGAUGUGGAUCUACAUUCUACAUGUCACCAGAAUGUCAAGAUCAGUCUUCUGGGAUGCCCUUCUAUGCCUGCGCCCCAAAUGAUAUCUGGAGCCUCGGAGUUAUCCUGGUGAACCUGACCUGCGGCCGUAACCCCUGGAAGUCCGCCUCCACGAAGGACUCCACGUUCCGCGCCUACCUGGCAGACCGCCAGUUCCUCAAGUCCAUCCUCCCGCUCUCGGACGAGCUCAACGAAAUCCUCAACAUGGUCUUCGAGAUCGACCCAUCGCGCCGCAUCUCCCUGGCCGAGCUCCGCCACCGCAUCGCCACCUGCGGACCCUUCACCAAAUCCGCCGCCGCAGCCGCAACCACCACCACUUACGUCCCGGCAGCCGUGCCCACCAUCCAGGUCACAGCCGACGCCUUCGUCGACUCGGACUCGGACCUAGACGUGUACAGCGCGGCCCUCUCUCCCGCCUCCACCAUCUCCGAUGAAGGCUCCAUGAUCUCCGACGCCUCCGACACCUCGACGGCCCCCAGCGAAGCCGGCUCCUCCCCCGACCUCGACCUCCAGUUCGAGGUCAUGGACGAGGAUCACCACCGGGACCACCAGGACCACCACAUUGCCUCAUCCGACGACUUCGCGCCCGCGGCUAAGGAUCCUUGGGUCGCUGAGCCCGCUUUCGUUGAACCCUACGUUCCCGCAGACCCUGUUGUGAGCGCACCCAAGGACCUUGGAAUCCCACAACCACAGAUCCAGCAGCAGAGAUUCCUCUCCCCUCCCCCGCGCUCGGCUCCGCCGAGACAGCAGAAGAGCAUGCAUCAGCUCAUUGCGCGCUGUGUUACCCCUUCACUACUGAACUCGUUCUGCCCGCAAGGAAGCCAGCGCGGGGCCCCUGUGCGUCGCGCUUUCUAAGUUGCAGUUUUCCAUGGGAUUCCCAUACAUAGGAAGGAACGCCAGCCCCGGAUUCUUUUUUUCCACUUUCCGGAUGGACACAUACCACUGGAGGACCACAUUUUUACUUUUCUUUCGAGAAGACAUACUACUUUAAUGAUGUAUAUAAAAAACAACCCCACCGACAACGGACACAUCUUCUCUUCUUUUUUUACUUCAACAAACAAACUUCUACCAGUCCCGGCGUGGACAUAUCAAUACUUUCAAAAAUUGGCGGCGACGGGGAGGGAAAUCUGUUUUUCGAGAUUUUUUGUAUUUUGUUAAGCAAGCCCCUGCCAUGGGCGGAGUUUGGGAUAUACGCUGUCAAGAUUGGGCAUUUAAUAACUUUUCUUGUCUGGCAUGGCAAGAAAAACCCGGCGUCCUUUUAGAUACUACCUGUUUUUUGUUUUUACCUUAGCGAGGGAUAAUGGGGAUACGAAAUGAUUUGAUGGAUGGGUGUUAAACUCUACUUGUUUGGAACUUUUUGUUGGGUUUGGGGCGAUGGGGUUUAAUCGACGGCGUGUAUUUUUGGGGAUUUUCAAAAGGGAGGAAGGUGUCUGGUUUGGGAGGGAUAAAGACUUUGUUGUUGUUUGGAACGGAACGGAUAUACCCGCUGCUGCUGUUGUUCGCAGAGAGAGAGAUGGAAGAUUAUAUGUGUUGAUGAGAGAUGAUAGAAUGAUGAG
Molecule: messenger RNA, 2850 nt
Organism: Pseudogymnoascus destructans
Lineage: Eukaryota; Fungi; Ascomycota; Leotiomycetes; Thelebolales; Thelebolaceae
Exons: 2
Coding region: 362-2149 (595 amino acids)
Biological process (GO): intracellular signal transduction; protein phosphorylation
Molecular function (GO): ATP binding; protein serine/threonine kinase activity
Source: RefSeq, a predicted model, not a curated record